UUUAACUCCCCAGUCUCAGUUUGGUCGGUGUUUUGCUCCCAACGUCCAGCGGUUUACCUCUGCCUUGGCUCCGGGGGUUUGUUUCUGGAAGCGAAAAAGAAGGGAUGCGUCCAGGGUCCUUGAACGCCACAAACAAGUCCACCAGGGAUACAAAAACAGGACUCUCCUGUUGAUUCAUCUCCGCAACUCUCAGGGAUAUUUCCACACCUCUCUCUAUGGCAAAGUUCCUGGCUGAAUUACUGGGAUGCACACUUCCAGACAAGGGCACUCCACCUUUGAUCGAGUGUCGGAGCCAGCCCCCCCUCAGGCUCAGGACUUUCUCCAAACAGCGGCCAACAAUCUUUGGGAAUUUUACAAAUGAGAGCACACGGUUUGACAACAGACUGGACAACAUGCCUCAGACACCACCGUUCACGGGGCAGCUAAACACUAGCGGCUACAACAAAAACUUGUACCAGACUAAAGAGGAAGGCUAUUCCGGCCUCUAUUAUCAUGACAACAACCUAACGUCUGGUUCCCUGGAGGCCCUCAUUCACCACUUGGUCCCGACUUUAGACUAUUUUCCAGAUAGGACUUACAUCUUCACCUUCCUGCUCAGCUCACGUCUUUUUAUCCGCCCACACGAACUUAUGUCGAAGGUGUGUCACCUUUGCAUGGAGCAACAACGACUCAGCGACUCCCAAGCGGACAAGAUACGAGUCAGAAAGAUCGCUCCCAAGAUCCUCCAGCUGCUGACAGAGUGGACGGAAACGUUCCCGUACGACUUUAGAGAUGAGCGGAUGAUGAGGAGUUUGAAAGAGCUGACCCACCGGCUGGCCAGUGGAGACGAGGUUUACAGGAAGGCGGUCAGUCAGAUGAGCCAGGGUCUGAUCAGGAGGCUUACAGUGCUCAGCCAGUACGAGGAGGCGCUGGUGAAGAUCGACGCCACAGCUGCUGAGCGGCUGACGGCUGUUAAGGCGAAGCCCCAAGCAGCCAGCCAGAGAGACAUGCUGUCCAUCUGCAACGACCCAUUCACUGUGGCCCAACAGCUCACACACAUAGAACUGGAGAGACUGAGUUACAUCGGACCUGAAGAAUUUGUUCAGGCAUUUGUCCAGAAAGACCCUCUGGACAACGAUAAGAGCUGCUUCAGUGAUCACAAGAAGGCCAGCAACCUGGAAGCUUAUGUGGAAUGGUUCAACAGACUCAGUUAUCUGGUGGCUACAGAAAUCUGCAUGCCCGUGAAGAAGAAGCACCGAGCUCGGGUCAUGGAGUUUUUCAUUGACGUGGCGCGUGAAUGCUACAACAUCGGCAACUUUAACUCCCUCAUGGCUAUCAUAUCUGGGAUGAACAUGAGUCCUGUGUCUAGGCUAAAGAAGACGUGGAGUAAAGUCAAAACGGCCAAGUUUGACAUCUUAGAACACCAGAUGGACCCUUCAAGCAAUUUCUACAACUACAGAACAGCACUGAGAGGAGCCACGCAGAGGUCCAUCACCGCUAACAGCAGCAGAGAGAAGAUUGUCAUCCCUUUCUUCAGCCUUCUCAUAAAAGACCUCUACUUCCUCAACGAGGGAUGUGCCAACAGGCUACAGAGCGGACAGAUCAAUUUUGAGAAAUUCUGGGAACUCGCCAAACAAGUGAGUGAGUUCAUGGCCUGGAAGAAAGUGGAGUGUCCGUUUGAGAAGGAUCGCAAGAUCCUGCAGUACCUGCUGACUGCUCCAGUAUUCAAUGAAGAUGCAUUGUAUCUGGCAUCCUACGAGAGCGAAGGUCCUGAGAACCACAUGGAGAAGGACAGAUGGAAGACUCUGAGGUCCACUCUGCUAAGCAGGGUCUAAACUGGGAAAAAAAACACUAAGAUAAACAAUUGACAAGUGAGCCGUUGUCUAAACCAAGUAUCCCUAUGUUUUAAGGGAACCGACAAUCUCUACUUUGGCUGGCAAGGAUCUUUUGUGUUCCCCCCAGCUUCAUAUUUCUAUCAAGCUCCGCUUUUCCUUACCCUCUUAGUAUUUGUGCUGUAUUUUUCCGGACGGCUGUUUUUUCCUCUUUGUAUGACUUUGUAGUCUUUUAAAAAAAAAGAUAAAUGCUACAAAUCUUCCCAGUAAAUGCCAAAGGGUGCCAAGGUUUGAAGUCUGAAGCGUUUCGCCCUGAAAGACCUUCUCUGUGCGUCAAUGGAGUCGUUGGGGUUGUUUGUUCCCCGCGCCAGUUUUCAACCUGUUCUUUUCCACUGAAGCUACACAGUUAGCUGCUGGUUGGCUAACUCAACGGAAAAGCUACUCGCACUGGUUCCAUAAGCCAGCAUCCUUUGUACAAACUCAAAACUUACCCGCAACACUGUUUAUGAUUAAGCUAGCUAUUAUUUGUAGUUUUGUUUUUUCCUAUUGUACUUUACCUGAGUUUCUGAAGAACUUUGUGAAUUGUGAUGUGUACUAUUAAAUGCACUGGUUGCAUUUGAAAGUUUUUUGUUUGCGUUGUUCACAUUUUGUGAUUUCCUUAUGCAAGAAGCAACAAUUCCUAGUUGUUUAUCUUGAACACACUCAAGGCAUCAGUAAACUUAAACCAAAGUGUUUAUUGUAUGGGCAAACCUUCCAAUUACGGCCGGGCGAUAUGAAGAACAAUGUAAUAUUGCGACAAUUCUGACCAAAUACUACAGAUAAUUGAAGGUUUCACAAAUUUUGGAUUUUAUUGACAAAGGUGUUAAAUUAUAGAAAAAAUAUGAGUCUGGUGAAUUCGGAAAUGUUAUUACUCUAAUGUGGUACGGCCUUAAAGCCAUGAAAAUACAACACUUACGAUAUUAAGAUAUCCAAACUCAAAGACUAUAUCUUAGUAGAUAUCAUAAUCGAAAUGAAACAGAUAAAUUGUCCAGCCCUACUUGGCUUUUUAGUUUUUGUGUUGGACCCUUGGACAAAUACUUUUCUGGAAGUGGACUAAUGCCUUAAGUAGUGAGCUUAAAUGGAAAGUGGAUGAUAGUGUGUUUCCUGUUGUUCCUGAUAAUCAAACAGCCCCUCUGCUGCUGGGAAGAUUAGCUGGGCUGACCUCUACCAUUCUUACUUUCCCCUUUUGUUCCUGCUCUAAUGUAGAACAUGAGUGUGUGGUUGUGCUGCCGCCUGUUGGCUCAGUCCGAAAAGUGAAUGGAUUUGUGUGGUCGAAUAAUGUGAACUGAGGAUUUCUGUUUGAACCCUACACAUGCUAAAUAAUAUCUUUUUAUUUUUUAAUAUUGUUCAAAUGUAGACUUUUCUUCAUAUUUGUUUUUAUUUAUAAAUCUAUUUGUGUAGUCACACUAUGUCCUCAUGCCAAUAUUUACUAUUAUUGUUAUUUAAUUUUGCAUUGGCUACAAAACAUGCAGUAGUUCUCAGAUAUUGGUUGAACUAUUAUUUUUAUAUAAACGUUUGUAUGAGAUACGUAUUCUUCAAGGUACUGGCUCAGAGUAUGAUGUUAAAUGACGGAUAUCUGCAUUGCCUUGACUUCUACCCCCUCAGCACAGAAUGCUGUUGUGGUUUGUUGUGUACAUAACUGUGUUUGCUUUUUUUCCACCCUGCUUUCAUUCUUUUGUAUUUGGACUGUAAAAAAUGGAUUACAGGAUGCGUUUAUGAAUUAUUUAGUAGUGUUUAAAAGAAGAAAGUUAAUAAAAGAAUGUUUAAAAGUA
Eleginops maclovinus (Patagonian blennie) is the source of this 3622-nucleotide messenger RNA. RefSeq names its product RasGEF domain family, member 1Ba (gene rasgef1ba). Gene Ontology annotation, biological process: positive regulation of GTPase activity; Ras protein signal transduction. The record is from RefSeq and is a predicted model, not a curated record. Gene Ontology annotation, molecular function: guanyl-nucleotide exchange factor activity. Bases 216 to 1814 code for a protein of 532 amino acids. Gene Ontology annotation, cellular component: plasma membrane. Lineage: Eukaryota; Metazoa; Chordata; Actinopteri; Perciformes; Eleginopidae. The transcript has 16 exons.